This is a messenger RNA of Paramecium pentaurelia, 2158 nucleotides long. NCBI's taxonomy places the organism in Eukaryota, Ciliophora, Oligohymenophorea, Peniculida, Parameciidae. The record is from the annotation of a GenBank genome assembly.
AUGGAUAAUAAGAGUAAAGGAAGUUCAAAAAGCAGAAAAGAAUUGGGAGGUAUUGUUGAAUAUUCAAUUAUAGAUGAGUUGAGUUUGAAAGGAGUGUCAUUAUUUAAACUGGAUGUUAAUUAUGAUCAUUUGAAACAAUUUUUAGAAGGAGUUUAAGCUGAUCUUGAUAAUCAUACAGUGGAGAUAGAAGGAAUAAAGAAAUUGCUUGGACCUAGCGAAAUUAUAUUAUUAGUUAAAGUUCAAUCUAAUUUAGGUUCAAGAAUAGUUUCAAUUAUUAAGUGAUUCAUUACAUUUUUCAGAUAAGGAUAUAGAAAAAGAAUUAUCAACUUAAUUAAGCACAUACAUUACAUAAAUCUAAGGAAAGUAAAAGUAUGGAAAAGGAGCUUUAGAGAAAAUUAUUACUGAAAUGAGAGGAAAAUUAUUUUCAGUUAUCUCAAUGAUUUAACAUCUUUAUAGAGAGAAGAAGGUAGUUAUUAAUAUUAAUAGUAGAGAUAAGAUUAACGAUUAACAAAAUUAGAAAAUGAUAUGUUAACAAAGUUUGAUACUAAAGAAUGUAAAGAGAAAAUGAGAAAAUAAAAAAAUCAAUUAGAAUAGUAGAUUGAAGAUUUACAAAAGAAUAAUAGACAUGAAUUAGAUACUGUUGAAAAGAAAUUAUCAACUGAUAUAUAGAAAUUUGAAGAGGCAGUUAGAGAUGUAGAAAGGUAUAUUAAUUGAGUUUAAAUAUAAGAAAAACUUUAUGGAAAAUACAUGAUUGUUAAGAUUUAUUAUCAAAAAGAACAAAUGAAGAAUUUGUUAAUGAGGCUAUUAGAACUAGUGAAGAUAAAUUAUUAAAAGAAGUAUAUUGAAUUAUAUAAUAUUAGAUUUAAUAAAUGUAAAAUAAUGAUUAAUUAAUUAAAUUUCAAUAAGAUAUUGCAUAUAUUAGAAGUUAAAUCAAAGGAAUUGAUGACACAGUUGGAGAAAAACAAUCAAAAUUAAAAAUAUAAUUAAAUGAAAUGAAUGAUUUGUAAAUUUUUAUUAAUAUUUUUAGAUUGAAGUCUAAAAUAAAUUUAAUUGAUAAAUUAGUGGAAUAAAAUAAACAAUAAGGAGAUAAAAUAAUAGAUUUAAAUAGUAGAUUAGCUACUGCUAUAAAUAAAUUGGAUGUUUCAAAUCAAUUAGAUUAACAUAGAUAAAAAAUUAAAUAAUUAGAAGAUGGAAUUUAAAGAUUAAAUGAUGAAGCUAAAGAAAGAGUUGAAGCUUUAAAGGAUAUGAAUUUAAAUGCUGAAAAUGUAGCCUAUUUAUUAUCUAAAAUUGAUCCUCAUAAAAUUUGUACUCUUGAAGGAGAUAUCAAAAAAUUAGAAGAAAUGUCUAUUAGAAAUAAUGUACAUUGGGAAACUCUUGAUGCAGAAUUCAAAUCACGUUAUGAUAGUUUCCAAUUCUUUUCAUAAUUAUAUUAAUAAUAAUAACAAUAAUAAUAAUAAUCAACACCAGAAGAAUCUAAAUAUGUUACUAAAGAUGAAAUUAAUAGAAUGUUUGAAUAAUUUUAAUAGUAGGGAAAUUUAGAAGAUGAUAAAAUUAGAAAAAUACAAAAAGAUCUUUAAGACAUAGGCCAUAAAGUUGAAAGUGCAAAUGAAAUAGAAAGAAGAGUGAAUAGAAUAUUUAGAGAUGUUGAUAUCAAUGGAUUAAUGAAAUAAGUAAAAACCAAGGCCAAUGAAGAUGAUAUGAAGAGAGAAUUAUUUAAUUUAGAAACUAGAUUAGGAUAAGCUAUGGAAACUAUCAAUUAUUUAAGAAGAGAAAUAGAUGCCUUAUAAGGUAAUUUAUUAUAUUUAAUGAAUAGUACAAUUAAAAAAAUCACCUAUGAAUUUCUAAUAAUCAGCUUCACCUCCUACUGAUUAAAUUAUUGGAAUCAAUACAAAGAAACUCUAUCCCAUUAAUUGUCUUAGUUGUAGCACUACCAAUUAAUAAAGAGUAAUGUUUUUUUAUAUCUUAGGUGAAAGGAACUGAUGGAAAAUAUUACUAGGCUGAUAUGAAAAGAUAAACUAUUGAUUAAUAAUAGUUUUAUGAUCUCUAAUAAGACGAAUCUUAAUAAUUUAAUUAAUAACAUUAUGUAUAAAGACCAUAAUCGGCAGUAGUAAAUAAAUAAAGUAAUGGUGCUAAAAGACCUAUAAGUGCUAAGAAAUGA